UGAUCUAUCAAUUUUGACAUUGAUUAGAUUUUUGUUAAUUUUUAUAUUUUUAUUUUAUUCCAAACAAAACUCGCAAUAAUAUGUCCGAAUUUCCUAGUAACAUAGAUUUAGAUGAAUUAUUUCGAUGGAUCGACGAACACGAAAUCACUAGGCAAAAGAAAAAUUUAAACAGGGACUUUUCUGAUGCGGUGCCGCUAGCCGAAAUUCUUAAGCAACAUUUUCCUAAACUUGUUGAUUUACAUAAUUACGUUCCUAGGAAUGCUUUGUCUCAGAAAAUUGUAAAUUGGAGUAUUUUAAAUAAAAAGGUGCUGAAUAAAUUGAAGAUUAAUUUACCCUUUUGCGAACAAGAGCAGCUAGCAAAGGCUGUACCAGGUGCUAUUGAAAAACUUUUGCACAAAAUUAUGGUAAAAGUGGAAAAGCAGCAAGAGGUUAAAGGUAGCACUGAAAAGGAUGAAAAGAUUUAUUAUUUAGAUGGAAUAUCCAAUUCGGAAGAACAUGCAGAGGAGAUUUUAGAUAUCAAGAUUAAAACAGGAGCGAAAACAUCCAGUCAAAAGAUGGUCCCGGUCAAUAUUUUUAAUAAGAUGGAGUCAGAAAUUACAGAGAAAACCAAUGAAGUUAUUAAGUUAAAACAGAAGAUCGAGCACUUAGAAAGUAUGCUGACGAUAAAAGACGAAAGAAUAACAGACCUUACGCGACAGCUUCAAACGAUGGUAAACGGAGAUGGCGACAGUACCACAUCCCCCAGAACAAGAUUUUUUAAUAAAAUAUUUUAGUGUAUUUGAUUUCUAAAAUAUAUUUGAAAAAUAUAUUUUUAUACUUA
Messenger RNA from Anthonomus grandis grandis, 820 nucleotides. Its product is annotated as sperm flagellar protein 1-like. Lineage: Eukaryota; Metazoa; Arthropoda; Insecta; Coleoptera; Curculionidae. The record is from RefSeq and is a predicted model, not a curated record. The coding region runs from base 81 to 773 and encodes 230 amino acids. Gene Ontology annotation, biological process: regulation of cytoskeleton organization. Gene Ontology annotation, molecular function: microtubule binding. Gene Ontology annotation, cellular component: axoneme. The transcript is spliced from 4 exons.